Molecule: messenger RNA, 1167 nt
Organism: Aureococcus anophagefferens
Lineage: Eukaryota; Pelagophyceae; Pelagomonadales; Pelagomonadaceae
Exons: 1
Coding region: 82-1167 (361 amino acids)
Source: RefSeq, a predicted model, not a curated record
AAACAAAGGCGCGAGCAUGGCGUGGUGAAAAGUCGGGGUUUGAAGAGUCCAAAGCCGACCGCGCCGCCGUCUGACCGCGCCAUGUCCAACUCCGUCAGCAACCGCCUCCUGGCGCCCGAGGUCUACGAGGCCGCGCGGCGCAUGAAGGGCAACACGACCCAGGAGCCGAACCCCGGCGAGAUGGUGUCGGCCUACGCGCGGGCCCAGCACAUGUCGCCGCACAGCAUCGUCGGGGGCUCGACGAAGGCGCCCAAGGCGCUCGUCGACGAGUACGGCCGGAAGAUCAGCGAGAUCCCCGAGGAGACGCGGAUGAGCGAGACCCCCGCCGCGCCGCCGCCGCCGCCUCCGCCGCCGCCGCCGCCGCCGCCGCCGCAGCCGGCCGCGCCCGCGGAGCCCGCGCAGCCGAUUCUCUACUCCUACACGCCGGCGACGGCGACGGCGCCCCAGCAGCCCCAGCAGCAGCAGCCUCAGCAGUACGGCGCGCCGUACCAGCAACAGUCGGGAUACCCGCCGCAGCAGGGCUACGCGCCGCAGGGCUACGCGCCCCAGCCGCAGGGCUACGGCUACCCGCCGCAGCAGCCGCAGCAGGGCUACGGCUACCCGCCGCAGCAGCCGGGCUACCCGCCGCAGCAGCAGGGCUACGGCUACCCGCCGCCGCAGCAGGGCUACGGUUAUCCGCCGCAGCAGCCGGGCUACCCGCCGCAGCAGCAGGGCUACCCGCCGCAGCAGGGCUACCCGCAACAGCCGGGCUACCCGCCGCAGCAGCAGGGCUACCCGCCGCCGCAGGGCUACCCGCCGCAGCAGGGCUACGCGCCGCAGCAGGGCUACCCGCCGCAGCAAGGCUACGCGCCGCAGCAGGGCUACCCGCCGCAGGGCUAUCCCCCGCCGCAGCAGCAAGGCUAUCCGCCGCCGCAGCAGCACGGCCCUCCGCCGCAGCAGCGAGGCCGUUCGCCGCAGCCGGGCGAGCCGGGCUACGUCUAUCCGCAGCAGCGGGCGGACUACCGCCCCCCGAACCUCAACCCGCCGACCAACCCGGCCUACAAGUCGCAGCUCGAGCUCUACAAGCAGCAGCUCGAGGCCCACAACCGGGGCUCCCACAUACCGGAUACCGAGCGCCCCAUGGGUGUCCGGUGGCACCCCGAUGACGAGCUGAAGGAAGGACAGUAA